This is a messenger RNA of Nylanderia fulva, 1978 nucleotides long. The record is from RefSeq and is a predicted model, not a curated record. NCBI's taxonomy places the organism in Eukaryota, Metazoa, Arthropoda, Insecta, Hymenoptera, Formicidae.
AACAACAGUCAGUGCGAAUCAAAAUGGCGAGUGCGACGACGGUCCGCGGAGGUACGCAGCGUGUUUCGGCCGCGUUCGCGCUUCUCUGAGCGAGACACGCGCGAGGAUGUGAUCCACGUGAUUCGCGUCGCUCGCGAUCGCGGAAUCGAAGCUCUCGUCGCGCAUCUUUACGACACGGUGUGCAAUUUGCGAGGAUAUAAAACGUGCGGACACUCUCCUGUCUCUCUCUCUCUCUCUCUUGGAGGACGAUCAACGCACGGGGUGACAUCGUCGACGCGCCAAAUUUCCCCGCGGCUAAUCAUACAUCCAGAUGACGCGAUGACGCUACAUUGGUGGAUGCACUGGUUCUGGGUUACCGCACAAUUUCUUGUGAUUCUUGGGAGUCCCUUCCCGUCUACCACGUCGGAUCCCGUCAAUCAGCAGCAGCCUCAGCCAUCCCCGAGAACGACGUCCUCCCGGUCGAUCAAUACCGAGGAUAUCUAUCGCUCGUCGAAGACGACACCCAGGCCGAGCUUACGCAUCGCCAAGGCCAUAGGGCUCUAUCCGACGAACGCGGCCGUGACAGGUGACAGGCAACAGCUGAUCACCACCGUAGCUUCGUCCCUGCUGGAGCAGCCGCGCGGGAGCACCGGUCACGAGGUCGUCGUCGACGAGUCCCCGACGAGCUUCCGCGGGAACAUCUCCGAGGUUGUGCCGCUCGGCGCGACUACGCCGGCGCAGCGCAUCAUCGAGAGGGCCAGGAGCCACCCGACCGCGAAGAAGGACAGCAAGAUCACGUGGAUCCUGACGACGAGCAAGUCCUCGGGCAGGUCCAAGUACGAUCAGGAGGAGAGAUUUAAUCAGUCGAACGGCAGGAACGUCAGCUUCGACGAGGUCGAGGACCUCACCGUGCUGCCUCUCCAGGAGGAGAUGACCAGGCCCGAUCUGGCGAACAGGACGAGAUCCUUUCACGUGACGUCAUUAUCCGCGGCCGGUGUCGCCAGCAACGCCGCGAUCAGGACGUUCAAUCGCUCCGAGGACGAGGUCGAGAUCGACGAGGAGGCGGCCCAGACGCAGCACUUCGCCACGGCGGCCUCCAUCCUCGAAGGCGCAGUUGGCGUGAGCGAGUCCACUCGUCUGAGCAGAGCCAGGAAUACUUUCAUCACGCAGCAGCACUUGCAGAGGGAUCAAAUGCAGGGAGACAAUCAGUCUUCCGAUUAUACGAAUGACAGCAACACGGCCGAGCAGCAAAGUUCGGGGACGUCCGCCGCGGGUAUAGCCGCUAUAACCGGUAGUUGCUUAGCGACUGUGGCCCUGCUCAGCACAAUGGGUAGCCUCGGAUUCAUUAUAUACAGGCGCAAGUACUUGAACCCUCCGCAAACACUGAACAGUGAUAAAUGCAGCAAUCCUGAUAGCUCCGGGUACAUCGACGAUUCCACCAUUCGCGAUAAUUCGGAGGAGAUGUACAGCUUGGAUAAUGACUCGUUCCUAAACUCGCUGGAAGCGAUGACAAUACAGAAUUACUGGACGGACAGUGUGAAGCAUACGAAGCUAUGACAAAAGAAGAUAACCCAUCCCGGCAGAAGGAUCGAAACGUUCAGCAUUUCUGACGGCGAAGCGCACGAGCAAAUCUCCCUGCUCGAGCAAUAAUAGUACUUACGCUAGUCUGUGUAUUCUGGUUGUCGCGCGAAAAGUUCGGUUGGUUCUCUCAAAGGACUGCAGGGAGGAGAAUAAGUUAUCUUGAACGUUACCACGUGUGUAUGUAUGUGUGUGCGUAUGCGUGUGUGUAAAGAAAAUAUUGGAUCAAAAUUCGCGAGACGACGCGCAUCCGCUCGCGUGUCGUUUCCGCACGUGACGUCACUUUCCCGUUCGUCCCUAUAUUUUUCUACGACGCAUGCGUUCGGCAAAGUCGCAAGCUUAAGCAAGGGAAGUGACGCAGUUAUUCCUCUCGAAUCUUUCCAUUAACGAUAUAUAGUGCAAUAAAUAAACAAAAAAUCGA